Molecule: messenger RNA, 2256 nt
Organism: Lolium rigidum
Lineage: Eukaryota; Viridiplantae; Streptophyta; Magnoliopsida; Poales; Poaceae
Product: protein LAZ1
Exons: 9
Coding region: 350-1864 (504 amino acids)
Biological process (GO): transport
Molecular function (GO): transporter activity
Source: RefSeq, a predicted model, not a curated record
GAGGCAGCAUAGCCAGGUCGCCGCGCCCGUGUUCCCGUGUCUCUGUCUGAUACUGAUAAUACGCUUCAGACACCUAACCCUCAUUCUUCUCUAAUUAUCCAUCCUAACCUAACCCUUUCCUCCUCCCGAUCCCCCCGAUCCCGCAUUUGCCUCUCCGGCGCGGCGCCGAUCCGGUCCGAUUCCUCCAUAGGUGAAUCCCAGUGACUGUGAGCAUUAUUAGGUCCAAGGCUGGCCUCUGCAUUUUUUGGUGGCUGCCUGCUCAAGGGAAAAAGGACAUCGGUAUCAGUUAGGCAAAUAACUGGAUUAUGGUGCUCCACGAACUGCAGUCCGGAGGGGCACGAGGUUGCGGAUGCGCUGGAAACGCGAGAGAGGGCGCAGGGUUCGAGCGGAGUUGAGCUGUGGGGCACAGUACACAGAGCACAAGGCAAUGGGCCUGGCCAGCCAGCUGCUCCUGGUGCUCAGGAGCUACUCCCUUCCUGUCUGGGCGACCAUCAUAUCCGGGCUCUUCGUUGUCGUCUCGCUCUCGUUGUCCCUCUUCCUGCUCUUCAACCACCUGUCGGCCUACAAGAACCCGGAGGAGCAGAAGUUCCUGGUCGGAGUUGUGCUGAUGGUGCCAAUUUAUGCGAUUGAGUCGUAUAUAUCAUUGGUCAACCCAUCGAUCGGUGUUGAUAUUGAGAUUCUGCGGGAUGGCUACGAGGCAUUUGCCAUGUACUGUUUCGGCCGGUAUCUAGUCGCGUGCUUAGGUGGGGAAGAUAGGACAAUAGAGUUUCUGAAGAAGGAGGGCGGUUCUGGUUCCGAUGCGCCACUUUUAGGCCACGCAUCCGAAGAACGACUUGUGAACCACCCUUUUCCGAUGAAUUACAUGUUGAACCCGUGGCCCAUAGGCGAGUGGUUCUACAUUGUCGUUAAGUCUGGGCUUGUCCAAUAUAUGAUAAUGAAGACAAUAUGUGCUCUUCUUGCGGUGAUUCUUGAAUCCUUCGGGGUGUACUGUGAAGGGGAGUUUAAAUGGAACUGUGGGUACUCUUACACGGCCAUGGCUCUCAAUUUCAGUCAGUCAUGGGCCUUGUACUGUCUUGUUCAAUUUUAUGCCGUCAUAAAGGAUGAGCUAGCCCAUAUAAAGCCCCUUGCAAAGUUUCUGACAUUCAAGUCUAUUGUGUUCUUAACAUGGUGGCAAGGUGUGGCAAUUGCACUGCUUUCCAGCUGGGGUUUGUUGAGAGGCCCUAUAGCUCAAGAGUUGCAGUUCAAGUCUAGUAUUCAGGACUUCAUCAUCUGCAUAGAGAUGGGUGUUGCUUCUCUUGUUCACUUGUACGUCUUCCCUGCGAAACCAUAUGAGCUAAUGGGCGAUCGUUUCAUGGGAGGGGUUUCAGUUCUUGGAGACUAUGCUUCAGUUGACUGCCCUCUAGAUCCAGAUGAAGUUAAAGAUAGCGAACGGCCAACCAAAUUUAGGCUUCCCCAGCCAACCGAUCAUGUGAGAUGCUCCACUGCCAUAAAAGAAAGCGUCCGCGAUGUUGUACUUGGAGGAGGUGAAUAUAUUGUGAAUGACCUGAAGUUCACCUUCGACCACGCGGUGGAGCCGAUCAACGAGAAGAUCCACCAGAUAUCCCAGAACAUGAAGAAGCACGAUAAAGAGAAGAAUAAGAAGACGAACGAUGACAGCUGCAUCGACUCGCCGCGAUCCCUGCAUAGGGUGAUCAGCGGGAUCGACGACCCGCUUCUGAAUGGGAGCCUCAGCGACAACAGUGGGCCGAAGAAAUCGCGGAGGCAGCAGCGCAGGAGGUCGGGCGCAGGGAGCGGCGGGGAGAGCAGCGACCAAGGGCUGGGCGGGUACGAGAUCCGAGGGCACAGGUGGAUCACAAAGGAGUGAGGGUCAGAAAUUCCUUUUGGAGAAGUGCUGGAUUCUUGGGAUAUUCCUAGCUGAAAGGCAUUAAUUACCUGAAGCCUUGAUGAAUCGGGAGUCGGCGAAGAAGUAUAAUGUCUGCGACCCUUGCGACGCGGCAAAUGGAGCUAUCGUCGUUUUUCAUUCCGGCUGACAAUUUCAGCUGCUAGUGCGUCCAUCGUAUAUACAGUAUAUAGCAGGAUUACAGGCUUACAGCAAGUAAAGGAAGGAAUGAUCAUGGCAGGUUCAUGCAACAGCAUACCCAUGCUGCAUCCGUCAUCUCUAUACCUUUUAGACGAACAUGUUCUGUAAAGUGCAGACUAAUAAGAUGCAAACGAAUUUAUUGAUGGCUGUUUUGAACCUGCAACUGAAUUUUACAA